UCUUCCAACAAUCAAACCAACAAGCUUUGUUCUCUUAUCAAUUACUGUCCCCUCUCUUGUUUCUCUUCAUUUCAUUUGUUUAAGAAUGUCUUUCAUGGCGGCUGCUAAGGUUUUUGCGUGUCCUUUCGUCUUUGUUGCCCUCUUCAGCUUGGUUGCUUCUGAUCCUGAUCUUCUCCAAGAUCUCUGCGUAGCUAAUAAAGCUGCUGGGAUAAAGGUUAAUGGAUUUCCAUGCAAGGACGAAGCCAAUGUUACCGAAGCUGAUUUUUUUUAUAGCGGAUUAGCCAAUCCAGGAGUCAUCAACAACGCGGUUGGAUCAGUGGCAACAGGAGCCAAUGUCGAGAAAAUCUCAGGGCUCAACACCCUCGGCGUCUCGCUUGCUCGGAUCGACUAUGCACCAGGUGGCCUUAACCCCCCUCACACUCACCCACGAGCCACCGAGAUCAUCUUCGUUCUCGACGGUGAAUUAGACGUGGGGUUCAUCACCACAUCAAACAAGUUGAUCUCCAAAUCGGUCAAGAAAGGCGACGUUUUCGUGUUCCCAAGGGGAUUGGUUCAUUUCCAGAAGAACAACGGCGACAAAUCGGCAUCCGUUAUAGCAGGAUUUAACAGCCAAUUGCCUGGAACUCAAUCUAUUGCCGCAACAUUGUUUACAUCGACACCGGCUGUCCCAGACAAUGUGUUGACAAAGACCUUUCAAAUUGGCACCAAAGAAGUUGACAAAAUCAAAAACAAGCUAGCCCCGAAGAAAACUUAGAAAACUGGCUUCUGUAAUUGAAAAUAUUAUACAUAUUUCUUUUGGGAAUUGAAUAAUGUAAUUUAAGAGCAAAAUAUUGGUUUUGUAUGUGGUAACGUCGCCAAUUCAAUAUAUUUUCUUUGAAUUAUCUA
Messenger RNA from Gossypium raimondii (Peruvian cotton), 885 nucleotides. RefSeq names its product germin-like protein subfamily 2 member 4. Bases 86 to 754 code for a protein of 222 amino acids. Gene Ontology annotation, biological process: plasmodesmata-mediated intercellular transport; regulation of root development. Gene Ontology annotation, cellular component: plasmodesma; cell wall. The record is from RefSeq and is a predicted model, not a curated record. Gene Ontology annotation, molecular function: manganese ion binding. Lineage: Eukaryota; Viridiplantae; Streptophyta; Magnoliopsida; Malvales; Malvaceae. The transcript has 2 exons.